This is a messenger RNA of Dalotia coriaria, 1726 nucleotides long. RefSeq names its product cell adhesion molecule Dscam1-like. The annotation marks the transcript as partial. The record is from RefSeq and is a predicted model, not a curated record. Gene Ontology annotation, molecular function: protein binding. The transcript has 3 exons. Gene Ontology annotation, biological process: cell-cell adhesion. NCBI's taxonomy places the organism in Eukaryota, Metazoa, Arthropoda, Insecta, Coleoptera, Staphylinidae.
ACAAUCAGUCGUAGCGAUAGAGAAGAUUCAGGAGUUUAUAAAUGUCUAGCUGAAAACGCAUUUGGUCGAGCUGAGCAUACUAUUAAUUUAGCAGUUCAGGAAAAACCAGAUCCUCCAGGUCAUGUGGAAGUUGUAGAAGUUGGUAGUAGGAGUGUAAGGUUAGCAUGGCGACGACCCUUUGACGGAAACAGUCCGGUUAUUGGAUAUUUAGUCCAACAUCAACAGAUAGGAGUGGGUCAAACUCGUUGGGAAGCCGGAGGAGAACAGAAUAUUACCCUCCCUGCAAAUUCCCUAGAGGUAGAAUCUGAAAGUGCCAUCAUCGGUGGUUUAUACCCAGCAACAGCUUACAAAAUCCGCAUGCUGGCAGUAAACGGAAUCGACCAGAGUAACUUCGCAGAUGAAGUAGUAGUGAAGACCCAAGAAGAAGAACCGUCGGAACCACCUUCAGACGUGAGAGUAGAAUCUGUAGGUUCGGAUGAAAUUUCACUCUCAUGGCAAGUCCCACCAAGAGAAUCAUGGAACGGUGAGUUAUUAGGGUAUAUAGUUUCAUGGAACCCGCAAGGUCAACCUCCGAAUGGAACCAAAACAACUACAGUCAAAGGAUGGGCCACUACCAAAGGACAGAUAACUGCUUUGAAGAAAUAUACCAGAUAUGAUAUCACUGUGAGAGCAUUCAAUAGUAUAUCAGUAGGACCUGAGUCUGGAACUAUAGUGGGUACUACCAAAGAAGGUGUUCCUGAAGCUUCCCCAAGGGAGAUAGAAUGUUCCCAGAUAUCUUCGCAGAGUAUGAAAUUAUCAUGGUCACCACCAUCAGCUUCUCAACAUGGGGGGUUCAUACAAGGAUACAAGAUAUACUACAGACCUAUAGUAACUGAUGUAAAUGUGGAUAUCCCUGCUUCCGGUGAAAUAAAACGCACGCCUAGCACAGAGACAUACCUCCAUGGUCUGUAUAAAUACACAAAUUACUCCAUAAAAGUCUUAGCUUACACGGGAGCAGGAGAUGGAGUCCUAAGCACUCCAAUAUACUGCACAACAGAGGAAGACCUACCAGGACCACCUGCAAAUAUCCGCGCAGCAGCCCUCACAUCAGAAUCUAUACUAGUCUCAUGGUUACCACCAGUCAAACCCAACGGUCGUAUCAUUCUCUAUACAGUAUACUACAGAGAUGCUGGUAGGGUUGGUAAACACUCUAGUUAUACAGUGCGUACAGAAGACACACCACAGAAUGCUAAUGGUCUGGUAUACGAAGUGAGACAUCUAGUAGAACAUCAAUCUUAUGAGUUUUGGGUUUCCGCAACCACCAGUGUCGGGGAAGGAGAACCUACUUCGAUAGCUACGCAGAUUACUAAUAGUAAAGCACCUUCAAGGAUUGCUUCCUUCAGUCAGGUGUUAUACAGGGCUGUGAAGUCAAAAGUUUUAUUGCCAUGUCUUGCGGUUGGGAAUCCUACACCUAGGACCAGGUGGAUCCAUCGUGAUAGACCAGUUACUUUUAGUCCUUUUUACAAGGUCACAUCGGAAGGACAUUUGAGUAUUCAUAGUGCGGAUCAAUCCCUAGCUGGGAAUUACACCUGCUCCGCCAAGAAUCUUUUCGGAGAAGAUAACAUAACCUAUUCCUUGUUUGUGAUCAUGUCACCCAGUGCUCCAACCCUCGAGGUCCAAUUCUCUACUGCCAAAAGCAUUCGCCUAAGAUGGACGCAACCCGAAAACGGCGGAGCUGUUAUACAAG